UUUCUUCUCUUCUCUCGUCGCCUCCGCUCCCCGCUCUCCUCCCCUCCGUUCUAUCCGGCAGUGGUUUUUGCCGUCUCCCGAAGGCAGCAUCGUUCACCCGCCUCUCCGUUUCUUUGGGGCCUUGCACGUCUUUCGGAUACCUGAAGGAGUGAUAUCUGCUUCUGACCUCGAAUACCCUAUAGGAAUUACGGGAUAUAGCUCCAUUCCCGACUUCCUGCUUUCCCUCUUCUCUUUUUCCCACCAUGAGAGCAGACGUCGAGAUGAACGAAGAAAGUUCUAAGCUUUUCGAGAGGGAGCAAGCUAUAUACAAUAAUCUGGACGAAAGGUUUGAGAUCCACAAGGAGAAGUACAAAGGGCAGCAGUACAGCCACAUAUACUUCAGUCGGCUCCACCACAUGAGGAAUCUUCUUUACUCGCUCGUUCCCAAUUGGAAGCCCAACCUUCCCGUUAAAACAAUUUUGGGACUUGAAGAAGGGAAAGAGUGCAUAAUUGUUGGCACGAUAUACAAACACAUGAAACUUAAGCCUUCUAUACUUGAUGAGUAUUCCAAGGAGAGAUCUAAAGUUCCUCUUGUGAAGCCUCACAAUUUUGUGCACCCUGAUGACCAUCUUAUUUUGGAAGAUGAAAGUGGUAGGGUUACACUUACGGGUAGUUUGCUUGACCCUUCUGCUUUUGUAACAGGUAUUGUUGUUGCCCUUCAUGGGAAGGAAACUAGUGAAGGUGAUUUUUUUGUUGAAGAUAUGCUCGAAGCUGGGAUACCUCCUCAAACUGAACUGCCGCUUAGCUCAAUUCAGUGUAUCAAGAACGUGACUUAUGUUUCACCUUUGCAACUCGGGAUCUUAGGUUGUCUCAUCAUUCUUGCAGGAGAAGACAAGUAUGUUGUUUUUGUAUCUGGAUUGAGUAUUGGAAGCAGCAUAUUUAAUCCACUUCAAUUCCAACUUCUUGUUGACCAUAUUACGGGUCAUUUAGGUGAUAGAAAUGAACAAAGCAUUGCAUCGCAAAUAGUCCACGUUGUUGUUGCUGGAAAUUCAGUGCAAAUUCCACAAGUACUUCUUAGUGGUCAUACAAUUGCUCCCAGGGAUCAGUCUACCUUAACAGAACCAAUAAAGGAGCUAGAUAUUUUACUGAAUCAGCUUGUUGCAGCUAUGCCUGUUGAUAUAAUGCCAGGACCCAAUGAUCCGGCAAACUUUUCCUUACCUCAACAGCCUCUAAACAGAUGCUUGUUUCCUGGAGCAUCUGCAUAUAACACAUUUAUGUCAUGCACAAAUCCUCAUCAGUUUGAGUUGGAUGACAUUCUGUUUCUUGGAACAUCUGGCCAGAAUAUAGAUGAUCUGUUCAAAUAUUCUGAGGCUAAAAACAGACUUGAAUUUUUGGAGAAGACAUUGAAAUGGAGGCACCUUGUACCGACAGCUCCAAACACUGUUGGAUGUUAUCCUUUCACCGAUAGAGAUCCUUUCCUCAUUGAAAGUUGUCCACAUGUGUACUUUAUUGGUAAUCAGGAUAAAUACGAAACCACAUUAGUACAAGGGCCUGAGAAGCAGUUAGUGAGGCUCAUUUGUAUCCCAAAAUUUUGUGAGACUGGCAAUGCUGUUGUGCUUAAUCUGAGGAAUCUAGAGUGCCACACCCUCAGUUUCCCAACUAGCUUGGAUUUGUAACCUGGCAUUCCAGACCUUCGAAUCGCUGCUAAGUUAAUUUGACUUUCGACACCAAAUAGCUGAUGGUACUAUGUUGUUUUCUUUCUUGCCAUGCUCCGAUAUUGACUCAGUAUGGUUGUUUCAAGUGUAGACUGUGUUCUAUCUUGUAUCAACUGCAUCUGAAAUUUUUUGAAGUUUUUGGUCUUGCAAAUGUAUCAGUUUCUUAGUUUUGUUUGAAGACUUUUUCUUGAGGAAAUUAAACUCUUGUUUAAUGUACAUCCAAUGCUUUAUUGCAAAUUCUCAUCC
This is a messenger RNA of Zingiber officinale, 1940 nucleotides long. Its product is annotated as DNA polymerase delta small subunit-like. The transcript is spliced from 15 exons. NCBI's taxonomy places the organism in Eukaryota, Viridiplantae, Streptophyta, Magnoliopsida, Zingiberales, Zingiberaceae. Gene Ontology annotation, biological process: DNA strand elongation involved in DNA replication; DNA replication. Gene Ontology annotation, cellular component: delta DNA polymerase complex. The record is from RefSeq and is a predicted model, not a curated record. Gene Ontology annotation, molecular function: DNA binding. The coding region runs from base 243 to 1655 and encodes 470 amino acids.